Messenger RNA from Folsomia candida, 2873 nucleotides. RefSeq lists its product as uncharacterized. The transcript has 5 exons. Bases 199 to 2733 code for a protein of 844 amino acids. NCBI's taxonomy places the organism in Eukaryota, Metazoa, Arthropoda, Collembola, Entomobryomorpha, Isotomidae. The record is from RefSeq and is a predicted model, not a curated record.
GAAUUAAAAUCGACUUAACUGCUUGCAUGUGAUUUACUUUCAUUACGUAUUCGUAAUUUAAUUUUUAAUUUAAAAUCUGGUGCUUAGCUGGCAGCUUUACUUUCUGUUUCUUUCCGCAAGUUGUGACGUUUGAGUGGAAUGAAGUUUUUCGAAUUUGUUUUACUAAUUGUGAAUUAAUUUAAUGGUUAUUCGUGAAAUAUGAAGCUAAAGCAUAUAAAAUCGUCGUCCUUCGUUUUAAUUGUGGUAUUUUUUAUCCUGAGUUCAAAAAAUAGUGUGGAAUGUCUUUUUAUAAUUCCGUCCGUCCUAAUGGCUAUGACGGGGGGACUGCUCAUGGGAAAAAUGACGAUGGGUGGACUUCUUAUGAUGCUAAUGGCUGCUAAUCAACAACAAAACGGUCAAAAUUUCCUCCGAAAUUUGGGCCUUGUUCCGCACCCAUCUCCCAGCACGGGGAUAUCCGUCCCCACGCUCAGUUCUGAAGGUCUAGUUCAAGAUCUCAUUGUCCGAAAGAGGAGAGCUCUGAGGAACGAGUCAGCCCAUUUGAGUGACAAACGCACUCGACGACCAUCACAAGAAAAUAUUAUCGAUGAGAACACACAAUAUCGAAUAAUGCGUCAGGUAGCAAGUUCGGAUCCUUUGAAUUGUCUCCCAUCCGCUUUGUGUGGAAUCAGUGCAACUCCGCCUUCAACUCAGAGUGGAUUUCUUAAUGAUUAUGCAUACCUUUUAAAAACUGUUUUUUCGAGGGACGACGAAGACUUGGAUAAUGACGAUCUUGGGAAAGAUUUGGAGGCAGAAUUUGCCCAGUUGACGACAAAGAAUAAAAAGAAACCUUCAAAAAAGAAGGAAACCCAGACAGUCAAAUCAAAAACGAAAACAAAGGACAAGAAAAAACAGGGCGAUGACGAAUCUUCAGAGGAAGCAGUUGACGACGAGGAAAUUGACGACCAAAGGAGAAAAGAAAUAAUUGAAAUGGAUGACAUGGCCAACGAAGAAAUUCUUAACAACAAUCCAGAUUACAUCCCGUAUGCGAUGCAUGAUAGCAUGAAAGUUAGUAAACCUAGUAGCAGACCCCCAACUGAGCCUAUGGGACCACCUCCUCCACCAGAUGCUCACCCUCCCGACCUUGGCCUCCCAAUUGGCGACCUCCACCAAAUGUCAGAAGCUGAUUUGGAUGAUAUUUUAUCAAAAUUGGGUGGUGGACCGCCACCACCAACUUCAAAGCGUCCAGGUUCAAUCCUUUCCAAAAUUAUGCCACAAUUCUCCUAUGGAUUUUCUGGAAAGGGAGGCGACAAUAAAUUUGACGAUGAUCCAUUCUUUGCUGGAUUUAAGAGGAGCAUGGAAGGGAGAAAGUUGGAGGUGGAUUCGGCAAGUUUGAGACCUGCAACUCCAGUAGAAGAAGCCUUGUUUCAAGAGUUGAGAAUUAAGCGACAAAGGAGGAAAGAGUACAUUGCUUUAAAAAGGAAGGAACUUAAAGAGAUAAGUGAUCCCGUCGAGAAAUUUCGAAUAGCAGCCGAAUUUGGUCAGAAAGUCAAAAGUUCGCGACAGUGUCGGAUGCUCUUUAAUAGUUGUCCAUUCAACUAUACUCAAGUUUUGGGCAUGGUGGCUGAUUUUAGAAAAGUGAUCCUGGGACAACCUUUGAAUGUGCCACAAAAGGACACGGUCGUUGAUUUGAAACCAUCAGGGACCACUUCUUCAUCAGGUGCAAAGAAUAUAAUCAACCUUAAUGCGGGCACAUCCUCAGCCGCAGGAGGAGUGACCAGCAUCAUCCAUCAACUUCCCACUGGAGAGAAAGUCGAAAUUAAUCUGAAAAUGACAAAAGGUGGAUUGAACUCAACGAGAAGAAUAAAACCGAAACCAGGCUCGACAAAUGGCACAAUUUCAACUUUAAAUAAUUCAGUGAAAAGGAAACCUGGAGAUAAUUCAGACAUAUUUGAUGAUGACGAACAAGACAAUUACGACACAAAUAAAUCACCAACACCAAUUCAUAGCAUUGAGAGUUUAAAAGCAACAAUGUUGGCCAUUGAGAAAAUCAACAACGCCACAAUCAAGAGAAAAAAGCAGGGAAAACCAUUCUCUUAUUCACAAACUUUAAUAGAUCUUGGAAUCCAAAAUCCUGUCAUAAUUCCUUCAAAAAAUGAUACAGUUUCUGACGAUAUCAAAUUACCUGAACCAGAUCCACAAGUCUUAACAAAAUUACAAUCGCAAAAUAAUGGAAAAACUAAGAAACAAUCUAACAGUCCGCAAAAAACUGCAACACUUUUAGCAUCAUUGACCAAAAUUGAAGACGAUGAAGAUGACGACACUCUUCCAACCAAUCUAGACGGGAUAAAACGCGUUACGGCGACUGGUCCAAAAUCUAAUCAAGAAUUGUCGAAAAUAUUGGAAAGGUUGAAAAAAAUUAGGCCUAAAAAGGAUCAACAUGACACGGACAAUUCAGAUGAAGAAGAAGAUGACGAUGGAGACGAAGGAGAGGAUGAAGAGGAGGAUGAAAUUGAUGAUGUAAAUAAAGCAUACAAAACAGAGAGUGCCGAUUAUGACGAAGAACGAGACCCCAACCGAUUCAUGAAGCGACAAAAUCCUCUAAAAAGAAUUUCUGCGAUGGUGGACAAACAUUUUUUCAACAGACUAAGAUCUCCAAUCGCAAGACAUGAGAACUUACGAAUGAUGAACAAUGUGAGGAAACCAAAAAAGUUGUUUUUAUAUGAUACCGAUCUCCCGAGACCUUUACCUUUAUGACUAAACGACAGGAAGGUGGAAGCAUUGAGAUUAAAUAUACUUUGAGGAAAAUGUGUAGUAUCGCAACCUCACAGAUUUUACAAAAUAGAAUGUUACAUAUUUAAUGUUUAGUUUUUUAAAUAAAACCCCAAUCACAUUUA